UUAUUAUUGUAGAUGCCAAAUAGAAGUGGAAGAUUCAAAUAAAGUUGGCCUGUGGGUUUCGGCUAAGUUGGGAGACGAUGUCGGGCCGCAAGGGUUUGGGCUAGCGCGGGGCGAAGCGCCACCGCGAGGCGAGGUGCUCCGCGAUAACAUCCGGGGGGCAUCACGAGGCCCGCGAUCUGGCGCAUCACCGGCCUGGGAGACCCGCGGGCCCCACAACAUCAUUCUCGCUUACGUGAUCUGUGAUGCUGUCACCUACACCGAACACGCCCGACGGAAGACCGUCACCGCCAUGGCCGUCGUGCGUGCGUGCGUGCCCCGAAAAGGCAGGGAAAGACUCUCUACGAGUAUGGCGGUUAGGGUUUCAUCACAAUUAAAAGUCUUGCUGUCGAGAAAAGAGGAAAGAGAAAAAAAAAAUGAAUUGGAGGUUGUGUGGGGAAAGAAUUUGUUGCUCCCAAGUGUUGUUGGAAUUGCUAAUCUGGGGUUUUACUUGGUUUUCUGCAUGUCGGUGCUUUUAGUUGUUGAUACUGGAAUUUUUUUGUGUAUAAAUACUGAUGUGGGAUCGAUGCUUCAUUUUUUAUCGCUUCUGUUGGAUUAUAAUAACUUGUUUUGAGCUCUUUUUUUUUUAUAGCUGUUGCAUCUUUCUUGCAGUGCGUGCGAUGCUACCUUUGAUCUCUUAUGAUAUGUUGUCGGACACCUUUUGCUACAAGUUAUGAGGUUGUCUAUUAGGAUGUACCUGCUGUCUUUCCUUAGCUCAGUUUGCGUGAGCUCAAAACUAAAUAUAUGUUCGUGUUUGUUGAUAUGUAUGCUACUUUGGUAUGUAUCAGAAAUUUGAAAUUUAUUUCAUCCUUCAAUAUUGAGGUAAUAUUGAUAUUUAGACUUCAGACUUUAAAUGGGAUGCAUGCUUCUGUUCAUACGAUUUGACUUGUUAAACUUAUUGCAUUGGUUAUUGCUUUAAUGCUAUUGCUUUAAUUAAUGGUACGACACUGGAUGAUACUUUUUCUAUUAUUUGUGGUGACAUGAUUUGAGAGGUCCAUUUUACCCCAAGCACUUCACGACCUAAUUUAUGCAUGCUUGUCAAUUCAAUUAUCGUGUUUAAUUGGAAAAUUUUAUCUUCUCAUGUAUGUGUGUCCUUUAUGGUAGUAAGAGCUUGUGGUUGUUCCAAAAUUAACAUUUUAUUUUGUGGCAGGUAAGUUUGGAUGGACUUUCCUGCGAGGCUAAUAUUGUCAUAGUAUCAUUCAGACACUUGAUCUUUUUUCUUUUACAUUGCAAUUUCUGCUUACAACUUUUCGGUGUAUUGUGAUGCAAAGAUCUUAGAAUAGGAUAUAUUAGGUUUGCUUUGGCCUUUGUUGAAUGACAAUAUAAAACAAGAUUAUGGAAAUUAUUUCUUUCAUACUUAAGUUUACAUUUGGAUUGAGUAUUUGGUGAAUGUGAGAUUUUGCUGCACCAUAUGUGCCUAGCAUACCUUACUGUGCUGAUAGAUCUAAUGAUACUCGAAAAGUUUAAACUUUUUUGGUUGCAUUGCGUAAUUUUGUUGUAUGUAUAGCCCUUUGCAAGUGUAGCUCACAGAAUGUUUCAUGACAUAUUUUAUAUGGUAAUUUAUUUGAUCUGCGAGCAAUUUAUGUUUAGAUGUCAUGUUGCAACCAUUAAUACUGGAUGCUUUUGUUACAGAGUUUGCUAUGAGUGUGGUGUAAGUUGAUUGAUUAUGCUAUCUUUCUAGUUUGAAAGUUUUGUUUUGUUUGAUGGUGCAAGAUUUGUUGGAUCCUCAUUUCAUUGGUGUCGAGGGUAAGGCUUGGUAUCUUGGUGAAACUGUAUAUCAUGAUCGAUUAAUAUUAUGCUCCUUUCCCAUUGUUCAUAGGUAGGGCUUUCUACAUUGAUCCACACUAAAACUGUAUAUGCAGGAGUCUUGUGCAUUAGGCUUGUUCCUUGUAUUUUGCUGCCUGUUCCCACUUAAUUCUUGCUUAAAUUAUUUGCAUCUAGUCAUCGUUUGUGGUUGUUUCAUUGAAUAGUUUGGAUUGCCUUGGUUCAAAUGUUUCUUGAAAAUAAUGUUCUGACUACUCAGAGUUUAGUAGUAUUAAUAACUGGUAUAUGAGAUCUGUUAUAUCAGAAAAAUAAAAUUAAGAAUCCAUAUCAAAAGCUGAUGCAUAGUUUGUUUAGUUCCAUGUGCUGCAGGUUAUUUGCUGACUGUUUCUGAACUAGGAUGAAUUGUAUCAGUGGCUUGAUUCAUGAGGAAACUCUAGGUGUUCUUAGCAUGUUCCCCAACAAGGUGAUCUUUCUUUUACCCUUUAUUAUGUCGUAGGAAAACCAUUUUGACCAUGAUACCAUGUAUGCCUCUGCCUUGGUGUUCGAGGAUUGUUCACCAUAGAAAAUCUCUGUUGAGACAAUGAUUAUAAAAGGACACUCAACAGUGAAACGGAAACUCUUAGUUACAGUAUUUGAGUUCUUAAUCUUAUUAGAUAUCUUUGGUAAUUUGAUUUUUAUGUUCCUGUAGUACCUCUGGAGACAUUUUCUGAUUAUAUCCAGCUGUUACCUUUCACUGAAUUGUGGCCUAGAUGCAUAAAUUUGUUUGCUGUUGUCAUAUCCCAGACAUGGGCAAUCCUAAUGGGUGCAGAUGGGUGGUUGGCUGGUGGGAAUUGAGAAAACUUUAUGUUUACAGUCACAAUGAUCUGACUAACUGAUUCUUGAUUUGUUAAUCUGUAAAUUAUAUUCAGAUGUUGAGGGCUUUGAAAUGCAUCAUCUUAUCUGUUUGUAUGUCUAUAUAUGUACUUAUCUAGGCUUUUGCAUAUCAACAUAGGACCACAUAUACAGGAAUAUCUACAUGAAUAUUCAUCGGUAUAGAUGUUUUCCUUCCUUUCAUGCCUUGAUUUUCAUUUGUUUGUGUUUGAAAAAUUAAAAGCAUAAAGAAUAAUGGUGUCUUAACUUUCCUUGUUUGUGUAGCUAAAUUACCACAGGAUUAGUUGAUUUUUAUAUCGUUAGAGUUUCUGAAAGUUUGAUUCAGGAUAAAAUAGCAUGGACAAAUAUAGUGCAGAAGGCUUCCGAAUCCGGAGAGGAUCAAUGUAUGUAGCUUUACCCAGUUUGUUUUUGCAACACAGAAUUCUGAUCAUCCAUGUCGUUCGAGCAAAUAAAGUUUUUGGUAAGAAAGUUUUUUUUUUCCAGACAUGUUAACAAGGUUAAUUAUGGUAAAUACGCCUUCAUACUGUAUGUUUUCAGGGAAAGUACAUGAGCAUAUAUUGUAUUUAAGCUGGAUUUUCGUAACAGAUUAUAUAAUACUUUUUGGUUGGCUUUAUGGUACCGUCUUAUGUUAUUUGGGUUUUGACUCAAUUCUCCUGGAUUUUCAUGUUGCUAAAUCCUUGUUCUUCAUCCGGAUGCGCCAGGUUUCUGCUGGGAAAUGUUGGUGCACCCUGGUGCAUCAGAUGGGAGGGGUUUCUCGUAGAACACUGUUGCAACAGCCACUCAGCUUUGUGCGUUGCAAGCCGUUCUUACAACCUCCAAAAUUCAUACUCGUCAAUUCUUUGGGUUUCUUACUGAAUUGCUUGUCGUCACCAAUUUGGCCCAUCGACAGGAGAGUGAAGAAAAGCAUGCAUUAAUGUUGCUGCAGAUUGUGGAAGAAUAGGUAUGCAGUUUUCUGUAACUGGUUUCGACAAACGAUGGCAGCCAAGACUUGAUGGUUGCAGGUUAGCUUUAUGCUCGUCUUCUCAAUCACUCAAUCCUCGAAGUAGGACAAAGGGGCAUCUGCAUUUGGCAGGUUGCAGCACACCAGCAUCAUUAGCCGAAUCUUGCGGAGGUGUUUCCUCCAGGAAGCAACCCAGACCAGGCAUAAAAGCAUUCAUGGAGAUGCAUCUUCAAGCUGUGAUGGUGUAUUAGAUGCUGCUGCUUCAGUUUUAGAUCAUUCUAUGUUCCACUAAAGAGAACUUAAAUCCAUCAUCUGCUGGCCAGACAUAGUCUUAGGAGAUGCAAAUACAAGAAGAGAUUAAAGUUGACCAUAAAGAUAGGUGUUCUGGUGUGCCAAUAAAAAAAAGGCUAUUUCAUUUGUCACGAUGUUCAUUUUCUCCAUCCCAAGAAACAUGUUCAAUAUCACAUAAUUAUCAGAGGCAACCUAAUCAGUUCUCAGUUGAAGCAGAAUCUUCUGUGUCAGUAAAAGAUGCUGGUCUGCCACUGGACACCGGUACAUGUCCUAAGGACGUCGUAAAUUCUUCCUCCGCAUCAUCUGGUCAGAGGUAUGGCAGUGAUGUCCAUGCUAAUCAUGAUGAAAUGGAACUCAAGAAAGCCACAAGAGCCUUCAAGGGAUCAAAUAUGGAGGAAGAUCUUAAUGCUGAUAACAGGCCAUCACUAGGCUUAGAUAUGGAUAAAGGAAAGCAGUUAUCACAGCCUGGUACAUCGGAAAUGAUUAUAGUUGACAGGACCAUGGAAGAGAAAAUUGCUACAUGUGAUGUAUCUGCAUUUAGAGGAGUUGAAACAACAUCCAUUGUGCAUUUAUCGUCAUCUAAGGAUAAUAAAUAUCAUGGUUACAACUCGUCCAAGCAAGAGAUAGUUAAAACCUGUUCUUUAGAUCUGCGUCAGACCAUGCACAAUGAAGUGGAUUCAGAGUAUGGAUCUGCUGAUCGCUGUGUGAGCAGAGAAAAUUGGGAUUUGAAUGUUCCAAUGGAGGUGUGGGAAGCCAAUUUAAGUGAUUCAGUUGUAGAACAUGCCAUGGAUCAUAGGUUAAAUCAGAGCACUAUGCACCCGCAAAAUAUUGACAGAUGCCUCAUUCAACCUAAGCUAGGCACCAUUGCGAGUGUGUCAACAUCAGGAGCAUCUAUGGUCGAAAGAAGUCAAUACAAGCCAAGAUUGAGAAAUUGGAGAACACCUGCUAAUGACAAGAGGGGCUAUGAAGGUGGCUUAGACUUGCAGCUUCGACCACCUAGCAGACCAGAGUUACGCAUUAACUGGGGAAAGAUAGCCCCUUCUGAUCUUAGUCUUUCGUUGACUGGGAAUCUUUCAGAGGUAUCUUGUAGAGUUGUGAAGCCUGAACAUUGUGAGAACAGUAAUCAGAAAGUAACUGAAGUGUCUCAACAUAGUAGUCUAAAGUCAGUGGGAACUAGGCACGUAAACUCUGAACCAUGUGAUGAAAAUGUUCAUGGUGAUGCUUCCAGUGUAGCUGUUCUCUUUUAUCAGGAAUCAUCACUAGGAAGAGUGUUGAAAUCAGAGCCACCUGAAGAACCUAAGGAAAAGCCACCAAGUUUGGAGUCGGACGACAAUCAUCAAUUAACUUGUUGUACAGACGUUUCCCCGAGUCAGGUUAAACCUGCUCUUAAUUCUAAUGCUGUGGUUGAUGCAAAUAUACUUAAUGAUAAUAACCCAGUUAUGCCUGGUAAUGCAAAAAUAGAAUCAGGUGAGAGCACUUCUCUGGCUUUAGAUCCUGCUGAGUUGUCAAGUUCCGAUGUACCUUAUAAGGCUGACGAUGUGCUUACCAACAUUUGCGCUAACCAAGGUGCAGAAGGAAACACUAGUAAAUCAGUGGAUAUUAUUGCAGACCCCAUCAUUUCUGAUGCAAAAGAAUCUAAUGCAAACAUGACUGAAAGCCGUGAAAUUGCUGAUGUGGCCUCUUCUCUGCAUCAUGAGUCUGCAAGUUAUCUUAAAGAACCCAUGACUCAUGAUGAUUUGUCUGAAGGUAGUGCUGAAAUGGACUGCUCGGACAAUGAAGAUUAUACUUCAUCAAAACUAGUUGCUGGAGAUGAUCUUCACAUGGCUACUGACGUAAACAAGGUACCAAGUGCCACAAACCAGGAAGGCUUGGGCUUACCAGCUGAGAUUCAGACAGAACAAUUCAACAGCAAUGAACAGCAGUUCGAUGCUACUUAUAAUUUAAGGUUUACAACCGAUAUAACUAUUCCUGUAGAUGGUGAUAUUGAGGUCAAAGGUGGUGAACUUGGAGAUCCUGUGCCACAAUGUGCAAGUGAGGUUUCCUGUGACCAUGAAGAGAAAAGAGUACGGGGAAAUGUGCUAGAAUGGUCAAAUGAGCUUCCAUGCGAGUAUGAAAAGAAGGUACAUGAAAAUGUGACUACUGAUUUCACUGGUUCAGAUGGUCAUGCUGUCAUGAUGGAAAUACAUUCAGAUACAAAGGGCAAACAAAUAGUGUCUGAAGAGGCAAUGAGCCUUCAUAGAGCUGAAAAUUUUGAUGUCAGUAUGUGCCGUGAUAAAAAGGAGAUGAGCUCUGACCUGACAACAGUUUUGCAUGAGCCACCAGAUAAUGGAGUGGUACGAGUUUCUUCCAGUAAGAGGCUUGCUAAACCUUGUCCGGAAGCAAUAAAGAAUCACCUUGGAAAGGAGAAGAGCUCAGAGAUGAAGUCAGAUUCUAUCAGACCACCUAAUGCAAUUGCAAAAACUAUCGAGGACAAUGUAGACAGACAGCAGAUGAGAACUAGAUAUGCCAUUGCGUCUAUUAAGCAUCCGAAGCUGCCAGAGAGAGAUUCAGAUGUCAGUGGCGUUGGGAAUAAGCAUGUUGAUGAUGCAGGUAAGCAUAGCCACGAGAAGAAUGUUGACAGUAGGUGUAAGCAUAGACAGAUUACGAAGGUAAGUUCACCUACUAUUAGGUCAUUUGGCCAGAGGAAACCUAUUUCUUCUAGGUCAAUUUCAUCAGGAACUGAGGAUGGGUUGAUUGAUAAGCAGAGGCGAGACAGAAUGUUCUCUCAGAGGAGAAGGUGUUCAGAAUUUGAAAGCAAGAAGAAUCAAGAUCAGUCAACUGAUAAAUGUGAUUCUGAUUACAUGAACACUGCAAGGCACAGCAACCGGCAUUUGGAUCGGAAUUCCAACACCCGGUAUGCAUCAGAACAUAAUAAUUCAAGAAAGCACCAAUUUUCAAGGCUUAGUACAAGGUCGGAAGUUCCGCUAGAAGUUGCUACAAAUGGUUCUGUUGGAAGUGCCAGCACUUUAUCGAGGAGGCCAAUGGGUGAUCAGCCAUUCCGUUCAUCUUGUUUUCCACUCUGGAGGCGACUGCCGAGGCAUCAAGAGGAACCACCGUUGGUGGAUACCCGAAAUGCUAGGUGCUUAGUAAGGGACGUUAGCCCUAACAAGGAGGAGAUCAUGAGGACACUAGAUCAUGAAAUGGUGGAUAGUAUCUUAUAUUCGCACCCUACUAUGCAAUAUGGACCAACCGAGAAUGAUGUCUUGCCGAGGGGAAGCAAUAUUUCACCUACUCGGAGGAGACCUCCUCCUUCACAUUUCUAUGGAAUGGGCUCACCUCGUAGGUGGCUUUCCCCUGGAACAUCACCUGAAAUGGUUAUGAAUAAACAACAUCCAGCAUUAGUAAGACAUGGAGCACCACCAUCAGUUGACAUGCCCAAUUCGCCUCAUGGACAUCUUUAUUUCCCAGAAGGUAUGAUGGUUGAAAGGAAUGCUUUGCCUGCCGACAUGGAUGAAAUGCUUCCUGUUAACGAUCUUGAUCUACCUAGGCCCGGUGGGUUUCUGCAGAGGAACACAAGGAGGUAUUGCUUUGGCCCACAUGAAACAGCUGCGGACUAUCUUGGACCUGUUCACUUCUUUGCUGAUCACUUCAUUGACACAAGAAAUCGUUAUGAUGGGCGUGAUAACCAUGAGCAUACUACUCUUCCUUAUCAUGUAGAAGAUGCUCGCCAUAUUCGCAGCUCGAGGGACUUCGACAGUCAGUCAAGGAACCGACAUGGAAACGGUCGUGACAGAUUAAGAAGCAUAGUAGAGCAGGGUGAAGGUCACAGAUGCCGUGGAGAGCAAGGAUGGCGUGAUGGCGGACUCCACAGUGAGAGGUUGAAAAAGAGAAAACCCUGAGCAAGAGCAUUAUAUAUAUACACAUGGUGACUGCAUUAUAUACAAGCGUUGAAGGUUCAUCUUCAACCUUAGCCUGUGGAAUGGAGAAACGAGAGACGGGGAUCCGUGUCUGGCUGUAUUGGGGGCGAACCACCACCUGUUCUGGUUGGAAACUACAUGUUUUGCGGACUGGGAGUGAUAUCCGUUCGAUUUGGUUACAGUGUUGAAGAAGCCUUAUCGUUGACUUUGUGGUUAAAUAGUCUUUUCGGACUUUUGUCCACUUCAA
Messenger RNA from Musa acuminata AAA Group (dessert banana), 8044 nucleotides. RefSeq lists its product as uncharacterized. The record is from RefSeq and is a predicted model, not a curated record. The transcript has 6 exons. Bases 3949 to 7779 code for a protein of 1276 amino acids. NCBI's taxonomy places the organism in Eukaryota, Viridiplantae, Streptophyta, Magnoliopsida, Zingiberales, Musaceae.